Nipponia nippon (crested ibis) is the source of this 1830-nucleotide messenger RNA. NCBI's taxonomy places the organism in Eukaryota, Metazoa, Chordata, Aves, Pelecaniformes, Threskiornithidae. The record is from RefSeq and is a predicted model, not a curated record.
AUGUAUUAACAAGCUCUAGAUACGACAGAAUCAUCAGACGUCUCCCAGUGCAGGUCUAUAAAUAUCCUCUCUUUAGGUGCUGGAUUUGACUCCUUAUACUUCCGUUUGAAGGACAUGGGUCUCCUGCACCACACUGUGGUAUAUGAGGUGGAUUUCCCAAGUGUGGCAUGCCAAAAAGCUACUCUGAUCAAAAGAACGAAAGAGUUGUCGGCACUGGUGGGAGAUACUGGAGGCGAAGGAUUAGGAGUCAUUACCUUUUCUGGAGAGGAUUAUAAAUUACUGGGAGUGGAUUUAUCAGAGCUGUCUGAGCUGGAGAGAGCCCUGGAGGAAGCAGGACUGGACAAUGAAAUCCCCACCCUCUUCAUAGCAGAGGUGGUGCUCACCUACAUGGAAAAUAGGAGGUCAGAUGCCUUGAUUCAGUGGGCAGCAGAGCAUUUCUCUCAGGCAUGCUUUCUGCUGUAUGAACAGAUGCACCCAGAGGACCCCUUUGGACGUGUCAUGCAGCAGCAUUUUAGCCAGCUGAACUCUGCACUUCAUUCUUUGGCACAAUACCCUGAUAGUGAGGCACAGCAGAGGCGCUUUUUUGAAAAGGGCUGGACUGAGUGCAGUGUCAUGGAUAUGAAUGAGUUUUUCACCCGUUGUACUCCAGAAGAUGAGCAGCAAAGAGUGCAGGCUCUGGAGCCUUUUGAUGAAUAUGAGGAAUGGCAUCUGAAAUGUUCUCAUUACUUUGUCUUGACUGCAUCAAAGGGGAUGGAACCUUCCUGGACUCCAUUGUUAUCCAGUAUGACAGUUCCUCAUCGUGAUGGUCCUGCCAGGAUAGCUGGGAGUGUCACUGCAGCAGUGUGUGCAAUGCACUCUGAAACUUCUGGCCUGAGACGAUACGGUCACCACUCUGUUCUGAUAAAACCCAAUGUGAUUCUCACCACUGGAGGCUUUGGUGAGGAGGAUGGACAGCACUGCCGUAUGAGAAAUUUUCAUGUGCUAAUUAAGCACGCAGGCUACUGGAAAGCUGGCUGUGCAAAAAAGGAAAAUCCUGAUAAAAGAUGGGAUGAGCGGUUGUACCAUACUGUGUCAUGUCUUUCGAACAGUCUGGCCCUGGUGGUAGGAGGGCGAACAUCCCCAUCAAGUGCAGGCUUGGGAAUGUUGUGGUUGAAGUUCCCUGAAACCUGUAAUGCCUUGGACCCAGACGACAUUACAGUGGAGCUUGUAAAUCUGCAGCCUGCUGUGAGCUUUUUAGCAGGUGAGAAGUACCUGUUUCUGUAUGGCGGCCGCUCUGCUGUGGAGCCUGUGCUAGGGGAUUGGUAUUUCCUGCACACUCAAGAACUUUCCUGCACUGUGAUUCCUGUUGAGGGUCCAGUACCAGAAAGCCGUCACUCUCACAGUGCCUGUAGCUGGAAAGGAGGAGUGCUAAUUGCAGGAGGUCUGGGAGCAGCUGAGCAGCCCUUAGGUUCAGUUUUCUUUCUGAGGGAGCUUGAACAUGGCUUUCAGUGGCAGAUAGUAGAGACACACCCUCCUCUCAUCCCAAGGUAUUCACAUACUGCACAUGUGCAUGAUGGAAAACUUCUGCUUGUUGGUGGAGUGUGGUUUCACUCAUCCUCUGUGCCAGGCAUCACUGUCAUUGACUUAGUUACUGGUCUCUGCUUGGACUAUGCGAUUAAUGUGGAGCAUCUGGAGUGGCCAUUAAUGCUACACAAUCAUAGUAGUGUCUUUCUGCCAAAUGAGAAGGAGUUGUUGCUUAUUGGCGGUGGUGGGAACUGCUUCUCCUUUGGGACACACCUGAACCCAGAGCCUGUCUUGUUGAGCCUCAGCAGCAUCCUGACCAGCCACUGA